CGCCACGCUAGUGAAAAAACGAAAAAAUUGCACUUUAAUUUAGAAAUAAACCGAAAUAAAAGUUCGUAAGUGGUUUUACGACUUGCGCUGCGCAUCCCACAACAUUUUGAUUUCUUCAAACGAGCUAGACACCGACGAGGAGACUUUUUCACUUGGAUUACACCGCGCCAGCAGCGGAAGGGGAAGGGAAAGAAGAAGAAAAUUUAACAUGGCCGAGGACUUUGAUGUUGAGGCAAUGCUCGAGGCGCCGUACCAGAAAAACAGUGUCAGUGCGGGCAGCGGUGGACGUGGAGGACGCGGGCGCAGCGAUGGCAGUGAUGACAGUCCCAGAGGCGGCGGGGGUGGUCCGCAGGCGGAGAUCAACGAUGGUCAUGCACACAAUGGAACACGCAACGGCGGCAGCAGCGGUGGCGGAGGCGCCAGUUCAAACAAAAAGCCAACGAAACGAUCUCGCAGUCGCAGCGGUUCGCGUGAUAACAAAUCGAGAAGAGAGCGUGGAGAUCGUGGCGAUCGCGGUGGUGAUCGCAGCAGUUAUCGCGACAAGGAGAAAGAUAGAGAGCGGGAUCGCCAUCGUGAUGCUGGCAAACGUCCUGGCAACGAUCGGGAACGAGACAAGCAGGAGAGAUCACGUCGCAGUCGAUCAAGAGAAGAGCGCGGCGGCGGCGGAGGAGGAGGAGGAGGAACAGGAGGCGCUGCCGAUGAUCGUCGUGUACGCUAUAAUGAUCGCGGCGAGAGAGAUCGCCGCUCUCGGGAUCGUCGAGAUGGCAGUAAGCCCAUACAGCGCGAUCGAUCCAGGGACAGGCGUCGACGCAGUCGCUCACGUGAACAGCCGCGCAAGCGACUGAGUCCAGUACGUGAACGCAAGCGUAGUCCUUCGCGACCAAGAGAUAAAACUACUCGUCGUCGUGGCAGCUACUCACCCCGCCGGCGAUCACAACCAAAUGGCGGCGGCGGCGGUGGUGGCGGCGAUCGUACACCGCCCACCGAGCUGAGUCCCGAGGAGCGGGAUGCUCGCACUGUGUUCUGCAUUCAGCUGUCGCAACGUGUUCGGGCCCGUGAUCUGGAGGAGUUCUUCUCCAGCGUGGGCAAGGUGCGCGAUGUGCGUCUGAUUACGUGCAACAAGACGAAACGAUUCAAGGGGAUUGCCUACAUCGAGUUUGAGGAUCCCGAAUCGGUGGCCCUCGCUCUGGGCUUGUCCGGCCAGCGGCUGCUCGGCGUACCCAUUAUGGUGCAGCACACGCAGGCCGAGAAGAAUCGCCUACAGAAUGCAACGCCUGCAUUCCAGCCCAAGAGCCACGUGGGUCCGAUGCGCCUGUACGUGGGAUCGCUGCACUUUGAUAUCACCGAGGAAAUGCUGAGGGGGAUAUUCGAACCAUUUGGCAAGAUCGAUGCUAUUCAACUGAUCAUGGACACGGAGACAAAUCGCUCUAAGGGAUACGGAUUUAUUACGUACCACAAUGCUGAAGAUGCCAAAAAGGCUUUGGAACAAUUGAAUGGCUUCGAGCUCGCUGGACGUCCCAUGAAGGUGGGAAAUGUGACCGAACGUCUGGAUAUGAACACCACCUCUUUGGACACGGAUGAGAUGGAUCGCACUGGCAUUGAUCUCGGCGCCACAGGACGACUCCAAUUGAUGUUCAAGCUGGCGGAGGGAGCGGGUCUUGCAGUGCCCCAGGCGGCGGCCAAUGCGCUGUUGGCCACAGCACCGCAACCGGCACCGGUGCAGCAGCAGCAGGCGACACCAUCGAUAGCCACACAGUGCUUCAUACUGUCGAAUAUGUUUGAUCCGCGCACGGAGACGAAUCCCACCUGGGACGUAGAGAUACGCGACGAUGUGCUGGAGGAGUGCGCCAAGCAUGGCGGUGUGCUGCACAUCCAUGUGGACACCGCCUCGCCCACGGGCACCGUAUACGUAAAGUGUCCGAGCACAACGACGGCGGUGCUGGCGGUGAAUGCGCUGCACGGCCGGUGGUUUGCCGGACGCGUCAUUACGGCCGCAUACGUGCCCGUGGUCAACUAUCACUCAAUGUUUCCGGAUUCAGUGGGCACCUCCGAAUUGGUGGCACUGACGCGCAAGAACACCGACGACGAUUGAUGAGAGUAGAAGAACGAAUGGAUGGUUUUUUCUUCGAUGUGGAUGCAACACGCUCGCGGUAUAUUGUUAU
Drosophila persimilis is the source of this 2162-nucleotide messenger RNA. It is a transcript of the gene Caper, whose product is annotated as RNA-binding protein 39. Gene Ontology annotation, biological process: mRNA processing. Bases 209 to 2092 code for a protein of 627 amino acids. The record is from RefSeq and is a predicted model, not a curated record. Gene Ontology annotation, molecular function: RNA binding. The transcript is spliced from 5 exons. Lineage: Eukaryota; Metazoa; Arthropoda; Insecta; Diptera; Drosophilidae. Gene Ontology annotation, cellular component: nucleus.